CAUUCAAACACCCCGUGUAGCUCUUAGCAGGAAGAAAGACUAAAGUUUGCAAUUUGUCAAAUCCCACGUCCACAUUACACAACAAACCUCUGAUUUACGAAACCCAAAUUCAUUUCUCCAAAUCUAAAUUACCAAUUAUGAAAAACUCCGACAACCUCCUCUGGUCUCCGGCCACCACCGCCGCCGCCCCUCAGUUCCGGUCUCUACCAAAGCUCUUAAUCUUCCUUACCCUUUUCCUCUCCGUCACUUACAUCGUCUACACUCUCAAAAUCCUCUCCUCCGACGACCCCUGCCCCGACGCCGACCAACCCAUCACACUCAGCACACAAAAUCUCCCCAUUUCUUCUUCAAUUUCAUCUCCCAUCAGAAAUCAAACAAUCCCCAAUUUCCCUCAAAAACCCCACAUCCAAACCGAAAUCCAAGACAUCGUGUUCGGAAUCGCCGCAUCGGCCAAUCUCUGGGAGACGAGAAAAGAGUACAUCAAGCUCUGGUUCGACCCCAGAAAAAUGAGAGCCGUAGUGUGGAUGGACGAGCCGGUGGCGACUAAAACAGAGGAUUCCAAACUGUUGCCGCCAGUGGUGGUGUCAGGGGACGCGGGGAGGUUCGCUUACAGGAAUAAACAGGGGCGACGGUCGGCGAUAAGGAUAUCGAGGAUAGUGGGGGAAACGGUGCGUUUAGGGGCAGAGAAUGUGAGGUGGGUAGUGAUGGGGGAUGAUGAUACGGUGUUUGUAGCUGAGAAUUUGGUGAGAGUGUUGAGGAAAUACGAUCAUAAUGGGUUUUAUUACAUCGGAAGCUCGUCGGAAAGUCAUUUGCAGAACAUUCAUUUGUCGUAUGGAAUGGCGUAUGGAGGAGGAGGGUUUGCGAUUAGUUAUCCGUUGGCGAAGGCGAUUGAGAAAAUGCAAGACGGGUGUUUGGAGAGAUAUCCGGGGCUUUAUGGGUCCGAUGAUCGGAUUCAGGCUUGUAUGGCGGAACUCGGCGUUCCACUCACUAAGGAACUCGGCUUUCACCAGUACGAUGUUUACGGCAACCUGUUCGGGCUACUUGCUGCACACCCAGUGACACCAUUAGUAUCACUUCACCAUCUUGACAUCGUCGAGCCCAUCUUCCCGGACACCACAAGACUCGAAGCUCUCCGUCGACUCUUAGUUCCAAUGUGGCUAGACUCGGCAGCCUUAAUGCAGCAAUCCAUCUGCUACGACAAAGCCAGGGGGUGGACCAUCUCCCUCUCUUGGGGCUUCACAGUCCAAAUCUUCCGUGGCGUUUUUUUGCCCCGGGAGAUGGAAAUGCCGUCGAGAACAUUCCUCAAUUGGUACCGAAAAGCCGAUUACACCGCUUAUGCAUUCAAUACUCGGCCUGUUACCCGAAAUCCUUGCCAGAAGCCCUUCAUAUUCUACUUUUCAAAUGGCACUCUCAACUCCUCGUCAGGCCUUAUUGUAACGGAGUAUUUGAAAGACCGUUCACCACAUCCCUUUUGCAAAUGGAAGAUGGCUGAUCCUGCUCUCCUUCAAAUGGUCAUGGUGUUUAAGAAACCCAACCCCAGCCUUUGGGAUUCUGCUCCGAGAAGGAAUUGUUGUAGAGUAAUGGGAAUGGAGAAGGAAGGAGUGUUGAGUAUUGAUGUGGGUACCUGCAGGGAAGGAGAGAUCAGUAUUUAAUUAAUUCUAUCUUCUUCUUAUUAUUAUUGUAAAGAGAGUCUCUCUUUCGACUUUUGCUUCUGUUCUUAAAGGUCAAUUCAAUUUCUUUGGUUUAGACUCUA
Molecule: messenger RNA, 1753 nt
Organism: Cucumis melo (muskmelon)
Lineage: Eukaryota; Viridiplantae; Streptophyta; Magnoliopsida; Cucurbitales; Cucurbitaceae
Exons: 3
Coding region: 138-1652 (504 amino acids)
Molecular function (GO): acetylglucosaminyltransferase activity
Source: RefSeq, a predicted model, not a curated record